CUUGAAUUAUUCGGGUUUCAAAACAUUGCUGUUGCAGUAUAAAAACAAAACUUAAUUAGGGCUUCAUUAGAAGUUCUAGGGUUUUACUGGUUUGGGUCGCAGAAGUCGAAAGUUCGCCAGUUAUUGCCUUUCUCCCGCUGAUCAAUUUGCAAUAAUGUAUCUCCAGUUUUACAUAAAUGAGAAUGGAGACAAAGUGUACACCACCAAGAAAGAAUCACCACUUGGGUUGGCUACAGAAUCUGCUCAUCCAGCUCGCUUCUCCCCUGAUGACAAAUACUCAAGGCAAAGAGUUCUUCUGAAGAAGCGAUUUGGAUUGCUGCCAACCCAAAAGCCACCUCCAAAGUAUUGAUUACUCCCGGGCCUUCCCUUUGGAGUGUAUUUUGUGGCUUGAGCUUUCCUUCUCUGGUGCCAGUUGGUGUGUGAAGUACGUGACUUUUUUUUUGUAGCUGUUCAAAUUAAUACCAGUAUGGUGUGCCUGUGUUUGUGGACCAGUAUUCAAAUUCAAACCAAUAACCCAGUAAAAGGUGUUUUUGCAUUUGGUUUAUUGAAGAAAUCAAAUGGCCUUUUAUAUUGAGCAUUACUAUAAUUGAGAAACCUUGGAAUUGUUGGCGAA
Molecule: messenger RNA, 613 nt
Organism: Cornus florida
Lineage: Eukaryota; Viridiplantae; Streptophyta; Magnoliopsida; Cornales; Cornaceae
Product: H/ACA ribonucleoprotein complex subunit 3-like protein
Exons: 4
Coding region: 155-349 (64 amino acids)
Biological process (GO): positive regulation of telomerase RNA localization to Cajal body; ribosome biogenesis; rRNA pseudouridine synthesis
Cellular component (GO): box H/ACA telomerase RNP complex; box H/ACA snoRNP complex
Molecular function (GO): telomerase RNA binding; box H/ACA snoRNA binding
Source: RefSeq, a predicted model, not a curated record